This is a messenger RNA of Alternaria rosae, 475 nucleotides long. RefSeq lists its product as uncharacterized. The transcript has a single exon. Bases 206 to 379 code for a protein of 57 amino acids. The record is from RefSeq and is a predicted model, not a curated record. NCBI's taxonomy places the organism in Eukaryota, Fungi, Ascomycota, Dothideomycetes, Pleosporales, Pleosporaceae.
GUUUGCAAUUUUCGACCCAUGGACAAUCAGUUUAUUCCUCUGUUAGGUAGUAAACUUUCCGGCCUAUACGAUAAGCCCAUUCGUCCUGUAGAUAGAAUAUCAUCUCAUUAUCUGUGAGAUCAACACAACGAAGCCUUCCCGCUACAGUCCACUCCCAUUGCAGUCUAUCCUCAAAAGCCCGGCAUCAACUUUCAGGGUCAGCAACAUGUCUCCGAAUAGCGACAAGUCGACCAUUACUACCACUUACAAAGUCUCCAAAGACUUGGGCUUCGAUAGCUUUAAGCAUUUUCUGGAGUCGUAUAGGCUAAGGAUCUGGGAGAUGGAUGAUGUGGAGGAAGACAAGGCGAUCAUGAGGGCUAUAGGUUAUAACGUGUCUUGAACUGUUGAGUACCCUGUACUCCUGGCUGGAUUUAGCAUUUGCGAAACAAGAAUCGAGGCUGGAGAAAAGGAAGCAGACUGUUUACGGAGAUGCAAG